GUAUUUUUGUUUUUUGUGUAUAUUACUAUUGCAGUUUUUGUAAGAAGAUUUGUUGGAUUUGAUAUAGUUUUCCUAAAAAUAUUGCAAUUACAAUGGCACAAGUAACAUUUUUAGAUAAAUUACUUCAUGAAUAUUUGGUAUUUCGUGGAUUUUCAAAUACUAUAAAAGCUUUAGAUCAUGAACAAAGAAAUGAAAAGGAUCAAUCUUUUCGGGCCGAAAAAAUAAUGGAACAAUUUAAUCAACAUAUUCAAACACACGAUUUGCAGGCGUUAUUAACCUUAUGGAAACAUUUGGACACACAUUUGUUUAGUAAACUAGAACAUACUUAUGCUAUGGCGGUUAAAAAGUUGGAAAAUAGCUUAUUGAAACUUUAUUUAGUCACGGCCUAUAACCAUAAUAAAACAGACAAAAUAUCAGAAUUCUUUUCAAAACUGGCAGGAGAAUUGCAGCAACAAAGCGAAUGGAAAGACUGGUUUUAUUUCCCUUUCUGUCGAAAUGCUGAGGAAUCGCCUACUUUUUCACUAUACUUUAGCAAACAGUGGCAAGACACUUUACAGUUGUCUUUACGCAAUUUCCUGGCCACAAUCUAUCAGUGUCUGCCGCAACCCACUUUCGUUAGAGUGGAACAGGAAGCUGCUCUUAUAAGACGUUUACAAGAAGAGAAUGCCUUGCUUAAGUCACGACUUCAGCAAACUCUACAACAACAGCAACAGCUGUCGGCCUCAGUAAGUUCACAGAAUUUGACUACGACUUCAGGCACUUCUAUGGGUGAUCAUGCUGCUGCUGCAAAACGUCGUUCAUCGUGUCGUCCUCAACAGAGUUUAAGUGAUAUUUUACCAUUUGAUAUUAGUCCUCCCGGUCAUGUGGUCGAUGAUUUUUGUAUAAUUGCCACUGAAGUGAAUAGCGUAUCGCAGGCAAGUGAUGCUCAAUCAAGAGGUUUAAAAAUGCUUAUACGUAAUAUUGGCAGUGGAGGUUCUCCGGUCAUGGGUCGUAAAGAUAACGUCGCUGACAAAUCGUCGAAACGUCGUUCGGGUAGUGUUGGAAGAAAUUGGAUGUAAUAUGUCUAUUUAUUAUUAUAUAACUCGUAUCAAUCAUUCCCAAAAUAGUAAAUUGUUGUCACCACUUAACCACCAAGAUGUCAGCAUUUCAUGAACAAAGUUUUGUUUACGACUUUAAAAUAGAUCAGUUUUAUAACUACUUCAAAAUUGUUGGUGAAAUAGUUUGGAAUUUUAUAUUACAUAUUUUUGACCGUUGCUUAAAUGGUGGUGUCAAAAUCUUUACUAAAUAGUUGUCAAUCUUUUAUUUAUAUUUCUAAACAUAUUAUAUUCUUUUUAUGUAUGUAGUUAUUAAGAUUUUAUUUAAUUUAUAAACCAAUAUUUUUAAACAAUCUAAA
Messenger RNA from Lucilia cuprina (Australian sheep blowfly), 1393 nucleotides. RefSeq names its product WD repeat-containing protein 91. NCBI's taxonomy places the organism in Eukaryota, Metazoa, Arthropoda, Insecta, Diptera, Calliphoridae. Gene Ontology annotation, cellular component: extrinsic component of endosome membrane; early endosome membrane; late endosome membrane. The record is from RefSeq and is a predicted model, not a curated record. Bases 93 to 1058 code for a protein of 321 amino acids. Gene Ontology annotation, biological process: early endosome to late endosome transport. Gene Ontology annotation, molecular function: phosphatidylinositol 3-kinase regulator activity. The transcript is spliced from 3 exons.